CAUUCCUCUGUGUGGGUGGUGCGGCUGCAGGUAUUGGUGCGGUCCCCCAUUCCUCUGUGUGGGUGGUGCGGCUGCAGGUAUUGGUGCGGUCCCCCAUUCCUCUGUGUGGGUGGUGCGGCUGCAGGUAUUGGUGCGGUCCCCCAUUCCUCUGUGUGGGUGGUGCGGCUGCAGGUAUUGGUGCGGUCCCCCAUUCCUCUGUGUGGGUGGUGCGGCUGCAGGUAUUGGUGCGGUCCCCCAUUCCUCUGUGUGGGUGGUGUGGCUGCAGGUAUUGGUGUGGUCCCCCAUUCCUCUGUGUGGGUGGUGCGGCUGCAGGUAUUGGUGUGGUCCCCCAUUCCUCUGUGUGGGUGGUGCGGCUGCAGGUAUUGGUGCGGGUCCCCCAUUCCUCUGUGUGGGUGGUGCGGCUGCAGGUAUUGGUGCGGUCCCCCAUUCCUCUGUGUGGGUGGUGCGGCUGCAGGUAUUGGUGCGGGUCCCCCA
Staurois parvus is the source of this 474-nucleotide messenger RNA. The record is from the annotation of a GenBank genome assembly. NCBI's taxonomy places the organism in Eukaryota, Metazoa, Chordata, Amphibia, Anura, Ranidae.